Thermothielavioides terrestris NRRL 8126 is the source of this 1584-nucleotide messenger RNA. RefSeq lists its product as uncharacterized. The record is from RefSeq and is a predicted model, not a curated record. The transcript is spliced from 3 exons. Lineage: Eukaryota; Fungi; Ascomycota; Sordariomycetes; Sordariales; Chaetomiaceae. Gene Ontology annotation, molecular function: iron ion binding; oxidoreductase activity, acting on paired donors, with incorporation or reduction of molecular oxygen; heme binding. Bases 1 to 1584 code for a protein of 527 amino acids.
AUGUUGGACUCGGCGUCGCUUCUGAAGCUGCUCGCGCUGCUGGGCCUGGCUGCGGCCGUGGCCAUCCUCGGCCGGCGCAUGCUCCUCCCGCGGCGCUACCCGGGCAUCCCAUACAACACGGCGUCGGCGGGGCGCAUCAGCGGCGACCUUCCCGACCUGAUGCCCGUGUACCGUGCAACGAACGAGGUCACCCGGGCGAUCGCCGACAUCACCACGCGCAAGCUCGGGACGCCUAUCGCGCAGCUGCUGUUCCCAAGCGUCCGCCGGCCGCUGAUCGUUGUCGACGACCCGCGCGAGGUCGAGGAUAUCGUGGUGCGCCGCAACAAGCAGUUCGACCGGGCACCCACCUUCGUCGGAAUGUUCAAACCCAUGUUCCCCACCGCCACCAUCUCGCAGUUCACGACGCCGGCGCUCAGGGCCCAGAAGCGCCUGUGGGCCGACGUCAUGAGCACCGAGUUCCUGCGCCGCGUGGCCGCCCCGAACAUCCACAGGUCGGCCAGCGAGCUGGUCGAGCUGUGGCGCCUCAAGGCGUCGACCGUGCAUCGCGACCGGCCCUUCGAUGUGCACGAGGACUUCAAGGACGCCACGCUGGACGUCAUCUGGACCACCGUCGUGGGCGACAACCCCGGCGCCACGCGCUACUCGAUCCAACGCCUGCAGAGCCAGCUGGCCGGCAAGGAGGCCGCCGACCUGACCCCGCCCGACGGUCACUGCAUCAAGGAGCAAGUUGCGUACAUAAACGAUGCCAUCGCGCGCGCCGACAGCAGCGUCAUCCCGCCCCUGGCCCUCAAGCUGCAGACGUACACGGCGCGCUACCGCAAGUUCCGCCGUACCGUCAACGGCGAGAUGCGCCGCGCCAUGCAGAAGGCCGCUGGCCGGUUCCACAGCCUCGAGGUCGGCCGGCUCGAGGACGAGGCCAUCGACCGGUGCGCCAUGGACCUCGUCCUCCGCCGCCAGAUCCUGCAGGCCAAGAAGGCCGGCGUGACCCCGUCGGACCCGACGCGCGACCAGACCAUGUUGGACGAGAUGUUUGUCCUGCUAGUCGCGAUUGUUCAAGCCGACGUGCCCUACCUGGACGCCGCGUGCGAGGAGACCUUCCGGCUCUCGUGCACGGCCACCUGCAGCCUGCGCCAGGCGCUCGUCGACACGCACGUUCUGGGCUGCCCCGUGCCCAAGGGCGCCGAGCUCCUGCUCAUCUACUGCGUCGACCGCGCGCCGCCGCCCGUCGACGAGGCCCUCCGCAGCGACACGUCGCGCGCCUCGGCCGAGAAGCUCGGCGACGGCCUGCAGGGCGCGCCCGGCCGCGACCUCGGCACGUUCCAGCCGCGCCGCUGGCUCGUCCGGGACGAGCAGACGGGCAAGGAGGUGUUCAAUGCCUACGCCGUUCCGUCGCUGACGUUUGGCGGCGGAUACCGCGGCUGCUUCGGACGCAAGCUUGCCGUUAUGGAGCUCAGGAUCAUGGUCGUGCUCCUGAUUCUGAGCUUCGAGUUCCUGCCGCUGCCAGAGGAUCUCAGGGGGAUGUCGGCCCACGAGAAGGUGUUCCGGGAGCCUGAUUUUCCGUUUGCAAAGGUACGGGUGCUGUGA